Besnoitia besnoiti is the source of this 1602-nucleotide messenger RNA. RefSeq names its product U2 snRNP auxilliary factor, large subunit, splicing factor subfamily protein. The transcript is spliced from 10 exons. Gene Ontology annotation, molecular function: pre-mRNA 3'-splice site binding; poly-pyrimidine tract binding. The record is from RefSeq and is a predicted model, not a curated record. Lineage: Eukaryota; Apicomplexa; Conoidasida; Eucoccidiorida; Sarcocystidae. Gene Ontology annotation, biological process: mRNA processing. Gene Ontology annotation, cellular component: U2AF complex; nucleus; nuclear speck. Bases 1 to 1602 code for a protein of 533 amino acids.
AUGGUCUGUAGUAUAUGGCGUACGCUGUUCUAUGUGCGCACGGCUUGCGGUUCCCCCGUCAGCAUCUGCAGCAGAAUUCAGCAGCAUACACCGCCGGCGCCGCUCGGCGUCGCAGGGCGGUCUCGGAGCGCGGAGCGGAGUAAAGUGCGAAGCAGCAAAUGGGACAUACGCGUGGCGCCUAGCCCAGCGUCUCCCACGCUGUCCAGCACGAGCUCUGCAUUUGCGAUGCCCACUUUGAAAGACACUCCGCGCACCGUGUAUACGGGGCCCCUGGUCCUCGGGGCUGCCCAAGAGCAAGCCGCUGCAGCGUCCGCCGCGGCGGCCGCCAUCAGCAACACGCUCAACAGUCGCCUCAUGCCCCCGCCGCCUUCGGCUCCCCCUCCGCCUUCGACCCUUGCGGCUGCCUCCCAGCCCCCCGCCAGCGGCCCUGCGCCGGCCUCCGCAGCGCCGAGUGCGGUUCCUCUCAGGCUGAACGACUUCGACACGGAUCGCAGACAGCGACGUCUCUACGUGGGCAACCUGCCUCCGGGGUCAACUCAGCCGGAUGUCGUGGGCUUCUUCAACGGCGCGCUGCUGGCCGUGAAUGCGCAGACAAAUUUCGUGCAAGAUGACCAGAACGGCGCGACGAGCGGCGAGAAGAUGCUUCCAGUCGAACGCUGCGAAGUCUUCAAUGAGUCGUCCCGGUUCUGCUUCGUUGAACUGAGAACUGUCGCGUACACCAUCUUGGCCAUCAGACUCGACGGCAUCAACUACAAUGGCUUUUCUUUGCGUGUCGGGCGACCGCACGACUACGUGCCGCCAGCUGGAGGCGACCCAGCGGACCACGCGUACAUCCCCCUACUCGACGACGCGAAGAAAAUGAAAAGGGAGAAGAAGGAGACUCCGGCGCGACCUGACUCCGGCCCUGACAACAAAAUCUACAUUCAGAACCUGCCUCCUGAGAUGGGAGAAGAACAAGUUCGCGAUCUUCUGGAGCAAUUCGGGACGCUUCGAGUUCUCAACCUUAUUAAGAAUGUCCAGACGGGGCAGCAUAAAGGCUACGGCUUCUUUGAGUAUGAAGACCCCGAGGUCACCGACCAGGCUAUCCUCGCUCUCAACGGCUUCGUCUGCGGCGCAAACAUCCUCAGUGUGCAGCGCGCGAACUUCUCUGCGACGGUGGUGACCCGAGAUGUUCACCGAAUGAUGCCGGUCACAAACCUCCCGAAUUCGAUGACACAGAAACUUUUGUCUGAUCCUCUGGUCGCCGUCCAGGUUCAGGCCGCGCGAAAAAUUGGGGAACGGCCUUCGAAGGUCGUCCAACUUUUGAACUGCGUGUACCAAGAGGAUUUGAUCGAUCCAAAGGAAUACGAGGCCAUUUACGAAGACAUAAAGCAGGAAGCCGAAAAAUAUGGGGCGCUCGAGGAAGUACUGGUGCCCAGACCGAAUGAAGACUUGUCUUACCGCCAAGGCGUCGGCAAGGUCUUCCUGAGAUACAACGACGUGACUGCGGCGCGGAAGGCUCAGCUCAUGCUGAAUGGACGCAAAUUUGACGCGAAUAGGGUUGUAUGUGCAGCGUUCUUUCCGGAAGAUAAAUUUGCAGAGGGUCGCUAUACGCUCACGUGA